UCCUGAGCGGUGACUCCUGACGGCUCAGAGAAAGAGAGAGAGAAAGAGACUCGGUCUCUGAGACUGGAAGAAGUCGCGCUCCGGAAUCUAAUUUCUCUGUUUUUCCUUUUCUUUUUUAUAUGUAUGUAUAUUUAUAUAUUUUUUCUCUUCUGUUUUGAAUCUGUCACGUGCUGUCUUGCCUCAUGACUGAACGCGCUCGUUCUGGGAUGAUUUCAAUUAUGGGUCGAUUUGGGAUAACAUUUCCCCGGAGCCGCCGCUGAUGGUUCAAUCCCAGUCCGACCGGGUCCUCGCAGCGUGAUGGCGACAAAUGAGUUCGUCCUGCUGAAACUUUUAUUUUUGGCCUUUUUGGUUAAUACUUGGAUGAUGAGCGGGACAUCAGCCUCUGACACGUUCAACUUAGAGCCCACAAUUACCUGGCAGAGGAGGCUCUGCAACGAGUCCCGUCUCCGGUGGGAGGUGGAGAUCUGCGGAGAAGACUUCAAGCGGGACAUGGCUCACGUAGACCCGCAGCAAUGGUGCAACCUCACACACUUCAUGAGCGAGUAUCACCUCUUCACGCUCUGCACAGAGACGAAGUCCCACAACGUCGACUGCUACUGGCCCAACCCGCUGGUAGAGAGCUACAUCAUCCACAUACACAGGCACCUUUUCUCCAACUGCACCGUAGAGGAGGUGAUAUGGAUGGACCCGCCGGACGACACGCUCACUGUCCUCAUCCUCAUACCGGUUUUCCUCACCUUGGCCAUGAUUGCUCUGGUGGUCUGGUGCAGCAAAAGGAGCGAUCUCCUGGCAUAGGACAUGAGAACACAAGACGGAGAGGAAAAACUCUAACUAAGGACCAAACCUCUUCAAUUUGUAAAAUAUAUUUUUGGGGGAAUUAAAUAGUCCAUUAAUGGCACAGUAAACUAACUUAAUCUCUUGUUACCAGGGGUGAUGAAAAGCUUGUAUGUAUUAAAUUGUAGAUCUUGUCCCCUCUGAGCCAUUGUACCGUGUACCAAUGGCUCGUGUUUCUCUGUGAAGUUGCUCACUCUUUUGUGCAAGUGAAAGGAGUUGAGGGCAUAUUCCAAAUGAAUCCCUAAUCUAGUUUUGCAAUACAAAAGCAUUUCAUUCAUAAGAAAUUUGACAUUAGGUGUUCAUCUAUUUUUACUCGUCCCUGUUCAACAUAAACGCAAAUUUUCUGUUAAUACAUGUUCAAAUUCAUUCGAUGGAGUUAUUUUUCCAGCAUUGAAUUGAAAACAAGGUUGUGUGAAUUUGGGAUGAGAGACAAGAAUUUGAACUUCUAACCUGUAUAGAAAUGUAGUUUGUGUCCAAUGUGAAAAUACUGAUUUAAGUCAACUGAGACUUGGACGUGGCCCUCGACUUGACUUUGGUUGAAAGAGGCAAAUUGAAUUGGGGCAAAAAAUGUAUUUAGACUUAAGUUGGAGUUUCCCUUAAAGACUUGAGAUCUGACUUGGAUUCGGAGCAAAAUCCUCAGACUUGUCCAUAAAAUAGUUCACUUGGUGUUUGGACAAAAUACUUGAGAACUGAAAUGAAUUUAUUCAGAGACUCAAUAAAUGUUAUUUUUAGAGUAAUAGUCUUUAGUCUCUAGAAGACUUGAGCCUUGACUUGGAUUUGGGAGAAAUCAGAGCACAUGUAUUUUUACACAUUUGACCUUCACUCGCUGUUGUUACUUGCUGAACUUUUCUACAAAUUCGACCGCACUUCAAAUUUGAUCAAGAUUGGACGAAAAAUACUUUUGGCUCCAUGCAUUUGGCAUCUCUUUACCAAUGCUUGACAAGAUUGAAGAAAACAAACAAUCUUGUCUGAGGGAGUAGUAAAAUGACAUUGUGCUCACUUAAAAUGAACAAACAAGAUCAGAUUUAAGCUUUAGAGAGAUUCUUUUUUUUUAUUUUUUAUUUUUACCAAAUCUGACAAUUAAGCUAGCUGUUUCUGUGUGUCUUCUGUCUUUAUGCUAACCCAACCAGUGUCCUUGAGGGUCUCAACAUUGGGACUUUAAAUAAUCGAACUCCUCCGGGGUGACAAGGACGUGGGUUGUCUUGAUCGACUCUCACUCACCGGGUUGAUUUGCCCAGGAGGACAAAUCUGAGCUACAUUCUUGAAAUCUCUUGGAUGCAGACUUUUGACCCCGGAGAUUCGCUGCAUCGCCGCUGAACGCCAGAGCGUCCGCCGCGCCAGUGACCGAUCUCUACACCGAUGGGAAAUCUCAGUCGCAGAGGAAGCUGUGUUUAAAUAUUCUAUCGUCGCUCUGUAUGAUACGCCUGGAAGGAAGCCAAAGUUGGGAUUUAUACUGUUUCAAGGAAUGCGAUGUUUAGUCUUGCUAAAUGACUGAAUGGAUCUUCACCACUGGAAAGAGUAAAUGUCACAAAGACGAGGGAAACGCUGCGAUUUAUAUGUUUCGAGACUUGAAUUUUCGGUUGGACUGAUCCCCAAAAGUCUGUUUUUUGUAGCAGUAUAGCUUAUAAGAUCUUGAAAUACUAGUGCUCACAAAGCUGAGUUAUCAAUAGAGGCCAAACUCUGUCUGUGCCGUCUGCUGUAUCGUUGUUGCUUUUCCACUGUUACUCAGACAAGAGAUGCACACUGUUGGUUUACCACAAGAACAGCCAAUUAUUAAUUUGACACCCUGAGCCUUUUCAGACCCAAAUAACUCUUAAAUGAAGUCAUCCAUUGGUAGUUCAAGUGUGAUGAAAAACAUCAAGAAUAAAGAGCUUUGAUUUAAUGUCCAAAAUGAACUUUAAAAAAAAAAAAAAAUCUUAUCCACAAAGCCAAGCUUACCAUGUUCCAGUAGGAUUAGCUCAUCGCCAACUUAGAUUAGCAAAAGAUAAAUCACACUGAAUUUGGUCUCACAAACUAAACAGAGUUUGAGCAAUAGUAUGUUUUUAGCUGCAGAUUUUUAUGAAUCAUAAAUAGUCCGUAACUGCAAAUAUAACCUAUUUUUAUUACUGAGGAAACCAUGUGGGAUUUUGACUUAGACGUAUCUCGCCUUUUAAACUGGGAAUCCGACAUUUGUGUGUAUUUUUGUGUUACAAAGAGUUUAUAAAUGCACACUUCUAACUUUAAGUGAAAUGCAGCAUAAGCUAGGCACUUUUCUUUAUUUUGCUUCAAAGAAGGAUCACUCUCUUUUAGCAAGUUCAGCUUCUGGAGCUUUGAACAGACAGUAUUUAUACUUGUUUCGAAACCAUCGAGCAUUUUCAACACUAAAUUGUACACUGGAUAUGCACGCUUGGCAUAACUAAAAGCAGAAAGUCAGCUGCUUUGUCAUAAACCUUUGAUAGGACACGAUGAAUCAGGCAAAGACAUUUAGUUACUGAUCAAACAAACACAGAAAGAAACCUCUGUCUCAUAGUCGCUGUUCAAAUCCACACAUUUAUUUUGCAAAGGAUUCAAUUUUCCACUUGGUUUGUGCUCAGAAACACUAUCAAACUUUUUAAAAAUCAUCUUUUCAAAGUAUAAAAUUGAUUUUAAGAAACUCAAUUUCUGAUGUUAUGUGUAAACCUGAUAUCUGGAGAUGACUAAUAUAUAUUUUUAUUAUAAUAAUUUACUUUUAUAAAAACACACAAGAGUGAAGCCUCUUUCAAUGGUCCUUGAGCCUAAGUCUGUUUUUGUCAUGCUCUAAUUUUUCUUCUUGAAUUUUGAUGCUGUUACUUCUGACAGAGUAGAAGACUUUUUUCAAAACCCAAGGGAACAAAACUAUUUCAAAGACCAUGAUAAUGUUGUAGCAUUACCCAUAAUUUCUCCAUUCAAACAUAUUUUCCGAAUAUUUCACGAGGGAAUAAAUCUUUCUGAGUUUUUAAUUGACAUGAAGGAAUUUUUAAAGUGGAAAAUCCCCAAAAGAGGGAUUAGACAAGGAAGAACAUGAAAUAAACUAUAUAUGUAGCUGUAGACGUUGCCUGUAAUAAGAUAACAUUUUCUAACUCAAUUCUUGAGGUGUGAUAUUAUCUAUUUAUAUCUUAUAUAAACUUAAUGUUUGUUAAUGCUUUAAAAUGUGCUUUUGGUGACCUUUUCUUUUUCACUAGUUUUUACACAAUGUGUGAAAUCUGCUUACUGAUUUGGCUUUGACCAGCUUUGCAUGAAACCCUUUGAAUGGGGAGAUAGUGUCCAGGGUACAGUGGUGUGUUAGAGCCACAGUGGGAAAUGAGAAGCAGCGGCGGACAGAUAGAGAAGGGGUGGAAAAAAAACCCAACAAAACCCUUGAAAUGUUGUCUUUUCUAGAUAAAUAAUAAAGAAAGUCACGUUGU
Molecule: messenger RNA, 4235 nt
Organism: Gambusia affinis (western mosquitofish)
Lineage: Eukaryota; Metazoa; Chordata; Actinopteri; Cyprinodontiformes; Poeciliidae
Product: receptor activity-modifying protein 3-like
Exons: 4
Coding region: 298-795 (165 amino acids)
Biological process (GO): receptor internalization; calcium ion transport; protein localization to plasma membrane
Cellular component (GO): membrane; signaling receptor complex; cell surface
Molecular function (GO): coreceptor activity
Source: RefSeq, a predicted model, not a curated record